CUUUGUCCUACAAGCCGAAUGGACACAAGUGGCGUUCUCUGUUUUUGUCCUCCAGUCAAGUUCCGUGAGCCCAGCGCAUGUUGUUUUGAACAUUGCCUGGCUCAUUGGGGUUUGCGAGAGCCGCACUAGAGCAGCAUCUUGUUGCCAGGGGACUUUGUUGGGAUACGUGCGAUUCUGAUUAUUGCGUGUCUACCGCCACUGCCAAGAGCUGCUGCGAUGGCACGCACUCGGUCCAGGCAGUGUAACUUUGGCUUCAGCCAGGUGUGUCAGAUGCCGCUGUCGCCCAUAUAACGAAUGGGCAGCGAUAACAGAUGGCAUGGAAGGACAUGCGCUAAGUUUAGCCUGUUGCAUAGCAGGCGGCUUGUGAAUGACAGGAUUGCGGCAUUCUCAGCAUCCAAGCGUCUACGUGGGCGUGCAGUCGCACUGCCAUGAUGGAGUUCGACUCUUAAUGUUGGUGUGUGCUUGCGUCCUUUGCGCCCUUUGAGCUGUCGAUCACCACCAGCACCAUCGUCCCCCCUUGUAUAGAUAGUUCGGCUCAUGCUCGGGCACACAACCUGGUAAUCGAACCAUUGACAUACACCAUACGCCUUACUUCGAAGACCUCUUCUCGUCGGAAGGAUAAUGUCGUUGCAUGUGCAGCGUACCAUGGACAAGGGGCUCCACAUGGUGAGUUCGUUGAGCAGCAGGCACGCGGCAUUCAUUGUGUUCGUCUCACUCUACAUCUGGGUUCUCCCGCUGUCGACGACCCACUUGCUCUUGGCUGCCUUUGGCGCUGCCUGCUAUUGGGCUAUGCUGAUGAUUCAGGAGCUCGGUUCCUGCCAGGGCAAGCAGGCCGCGGAGGAGUGGCGCGCUGACACUGCCGCCGCCAACGUGGAGCGGCCUUCAGCUGAUGAAGCACAACCAGCGGCGCGGCUGGCCCCGCGCGCGCGGCGGUGCGUGGCCGAGCCGCAGCGGAAAGAUUCCGACUUUGCGCCGCCCCCGGCGACCGCCCAGGCACCUGGCCCCGAGACGACCCGGGCGACCGACAAGGACCACGCCAGCGCCAAGGUGCGUGCACCGAACAAGGCGGCUGCCGCACACGGCGACGCCGCCACACGCGACGGCCAGCGCCUUCCCGAGGCGGCCACCACGCACCGCGCCGCCGCCGCCGCCCCGAGGCCCGAGGGCAGGGUGCCGCUGUGCGCAGGGCUCGCUGCGGUACGCAGGGUGGUCGACAAGGAGGCCCAGGCGGCCACGGCGCCCGUCCGCAGGGCGGGUGCCGAGGCGGCUCCGGCCGCGGCUCCGGCGAGCCAGGAGAAGGUCGAGCAGCAGCCGUCCGUAGCUCCGUCGCCAGCGGUGGUGCCUCCGCUGGCUGCCGAUGGCUUCGAGGUGGCCGCCGUGACCAAGGCCGCCAAGCGCAGGAAGGCCGCACAGAAGAAGCUGAAUGAGGCCUCCGAGGCAUGCCGCGCGAAGCCAGUCGAGCCCGAGGUUGUGGCGACAGAGACCUCCGAGCCGCAGGCCAAGCCCGGAUUGCCGCCUGGGCUGGAGCCCGCCACGGAGGAGCUGCCGGCCAGCACCCGGGCCGAGUGGGCCACCACGCCGUCCGCAGGCAUGCAGGCGAGUGUGAUCCGCCCCGCGACCCUGCCGCCAACCUACACGCCGUCGGUGCAGCAGACUCCUCAGGAGAAGAAGGAAAGCGCGCCGACAGCGAUGAGCGCUCCGCCCACUCCCGUGGCGCCCCCGCAGGAGUCGGCCGCCAACGUCAAGCGCUCAGGCGUCUACAUCUACAACCCCAACGCGGACAAGCUCCCCAUCCGGCUGGACGCGCUCGUCACGAGCCCGAGCCCGGAGAACAUCCUCGCCCUGGCGCCGCCGCCCGCGGCGUCGUGGGACCGCUGCGUCGAGCUGUGCUCGCGGGAGGACGCCUGCUGGGCCUACCUGAAGACGGGCCGCUGCCCCCGCGGGGCGGCCUGCACCUGGAUGCACCCGCCGCUGCCGCGCCGCGGCUGAGGCCUCGCGCCGAGGAGCAGAGGCCGCAGCGCCCUCGGGCGUCGCUAGGUCGUGGGCUGCGGGCGCCGCCCUCGACCCCUCCGUGUUCAUUCGGCGGCGAGCCUCAGACGAGAAAACGGCACCCAUACCUCUGCCCUUGCCUCGUGUUCGCCUUUUUGGGCC
This is a messenger RNA of Prorocentrum cordatum, 2151 nucleotides long. Lineage: Eukaryota; Dinophyceae; Prorocentrales; Prorocentraceae. The record is from the annotation of a GenBank genome assembly.